AUGGGCCCAGAUGGUAACGGCACAAGUUCUUCUUCUUCAUCUCCAUCGGCUAUGGCGAGUGUUAAACGAGGCAGAGAUCCAGAAGAUGAAGUUUAUGUCGAUAAUCUUCACUCUCACAAGCGCUAUCUCAGCGAGAUUAUGGCGUCGAGUCUGAAUGGGCUGACGGUUGGAGAAUCUUUGUCUGAUAAUCUUAUGGAUUCUCCGGGGAGGUCCGAGAGCAUGAUGUCUAGUCUCAGGGGACAAAAGCCUCUGUCCGCUUACAUUGCAUCAUCUUCGCCCACAUCAUACCACUCGCACGCCUGUGCCACCUCAUCCGCCAUGUCGCCUCUGCCACGUCAGCGUGGGCCCGACUCCGAGGCCCGAUUCCCAUCCUCGCCCAGCGACAUAUGUCACACGGCUGACCUAAGGAAGGCUGCACUUUUGAGGUCUGUGCAGAUGAGGGCCCAACCCGCAAGCCCCGCCCAGUUUGAGGUUGAGGAGCCAAGCAUGAAUGUGAAAGGAGAUGAAUCUGGUGGUGGAUGA
Molecule: messenger RNA, 522 nt
Organism: Striga hermonthica
Lineage: Eukaryota; Viridiplantae; Streptophyta; Magnoliopsida; Lamiales; Orobanchaceae
Source: the annotation of a GenBank genome assembly